Molecule: messenger RNA, 5429 nt
Organism: Onychostoma macrolepis
Lineage: Eukaryota; Metazoa; Chordata; Actinopteri; Cypriniformes; Cyprinidae
Gene: znf628
Product: zinc finger protein 628
Exons: 7
Coding region: 541-4833 (1430 amino acids)
Biological process (GO): regulation of transcription by RNA polymerase II
Molecular function (GO): DNA-binding transcription factor activity; RNA polymerase II cis-regulatory region sequence-specific DNA binding
Source: RefSeq, a predicted model, not a curated record
AAUGAGACGAGCCAACAGGGGCCGAGAGCGGACCAAUAGCCGACGACUUUACUGAGAGGCGGUCACAGAGCGGCGACUGUUGGUUAGUUUGUGCUCUAGAUUAUUGUUAAGGUUGUGUGGACUAUCACUGCGGAGUUCGGCCUUAUAUCCUUACAUCAAAAACGGCUAUUCCUCAGCAAUGAACCAGGGGAAGAACACAUGCAUAAAAUAAUGCACUUAUUCCGACAAAUAUUGUGACGCUUGAGGAACGAAGGCAAGGCUGGGAUGGAUUCGAGAAGGCCGGCUCGAGACAGCGCAAAUAAUUCAACAAACAGCCGAUAAAACGACCCACUGUCGAUUUGUUUAGAAACUGAGGGCUCUACCAACUAAUAAGGACAAGACAAUAGAAGACAUUUUGCCUCAGAAAAGAUUCUCUGGCUGAAAUCUGAGAGAACUGGCCCAAACUCUACUAAACAUAAGCCAUGGCUGCCAUAAUUAAAGCAAAACUACAAAACGACUGAGAUUCCUUCACUACAGCGAAACUUUUUCACACCAGUUGUGAUGGCUAACACAGUUGCUACUCUGGUGGUCCAGACCGAACUCUUACCUUCUCAGACGUCCUCCUCCCUCUCCCCCUUUCCUUCCCUCCUCCCCUCCGUAGAGGAUGGAGAGGAGGAUGGAGAGAAGGGAGAAGAAGAGGGCAAAGAGUCAGGAACAGUAGGCCUCACAGGUGACAUAGUGACAUCAUCAACACCCCCUGCAACGGUGGCUCAAAACCCAGAGCAUCCAUUCCAGUGUUUGGACUGUGGCAAGAGUUUUAAGUGGUCAUCCAGAUUGGCACAUCAUCAGAGAAGCCAUAAUAAUGAGAGGCCAUAUCGCUGUAACCUUUGCCCUAAGGCAUUUAAGGGCUCAUCUGCCCUACUAUACCACCAGAGGUCUCAUUCUGGAGAGAAGCCGUAUAAGUGUGAUGACUGUGGUAAAGCAUUCAAACGCUCUUCUCUUCUACAGAUACAUCGGAGUGUGCAUACAGGCCUUCGCACUUUCCAAUGCUCCUACUGCCCUUUGACCUUCAAAUGGAGCUCACACUACCAGUAUCACCUCCGCCAGCACACCGGUGAAUGUCCGUACCCAUGCGACAGCUGCUCCAAAGCCUUCAAGAACUCUAGCAGUCUGCGUCGCCAUAAGAAUGUACACCUGGGCUUCAAGCCCUACGUCUGUGACGUCUGCAAUAAAGCCUUCAGUCAGUCCACUAAUUUGCGUCAGCACAUGCGCAUACACACAGGCGAACGCCCGUAUGUCUGUGGGGAUUGUGGGCGCAGCUUCACACAUUCGUCCAACUUGGCACUGCAUCGCAUCUCUCACACAGAAGGAAAGGGGAAAAGUGCUGGGAAGGCUGGAGGGGCUGAUUCAGGGUCAGCAGCUCGAGAGAUGGAGGUGGUGCUGACAGAGGACUUGAACACUGUUGGGAUGAGCAUUUCUGAAAUGGUUGGGCUCGUUGGUGGACAGGAAGGAGGGGUCGGACAGGUGUUCCUGACUCACAAUACGACCUCUCCUGCUACCUCAGGUACAGCCAAUCAGAACAUCCUGCCACAGCUGACGCUCACACCCACUUCUUCCACUGUCACGGGCUCAGAGCAUAUCCACAUGAGCAAGAAUGACACAGGUGCUGGUGUUUUGCUGUUCAGUUGUGGCAGCUGUAAUGAGACAUUUUCAACACAGAGUCACCUUGAGGAGCAUCAGACUCUACAUCUAGAUAGUCUUGGCCCAGCAGGUGGUGGAGGGGUUGCUACAGAAAAUAGCACAGAGGCUGAGGGAGGUGGAGUGUCACUGGUGGGGGCUACACCAUUGUUGGCAGACUUUGAAGAGGUUGUUGAAACCACCACAGUUGCAGAUAGUGGGCAGACGGCAGAGUUACUUGGUCUGGAUGCCGUUAGAAAUGAGUCGGGGCAGGCACAGUAUGAUCUUCUGCAGACCUUUACUGCGUCUGUGAAUCAGAUGCCCACUGAUACCGGUGUGCCAACUGCACAAGCUACAACAGAAUGUGUCUACUGUGGGAAGAGUUUCAAAACCAGCAGCGGUCUGACCAGACAUGUGGCUCAGGCCCAUCCUAUUGCUCUAUCCGAGUCGCGUUCUCAGUUCAACUGCUCGGCAUGUGAUCGCUCCUUCCCUCUGCUCUCCUCUCUGCUCAACCACCAGCACUCCCACACCCCUGAACAGAGGCUGCUUGCUGAGGCAGAGGCUGAAGCAGAGAUCGUCUGCCCCUCUCUCUCACUGCCCCUGCCCUCCUUAAAGAGAGAUGGAGAAGAUGGAGAGAGAGAAAUCCAUGUCAGUCUAAUUGCCGUUACUGAGGAGGGAGAGAGACGAACUGUAAAGCCAUCUGCUAAAGCAUCAGGAAAGGGAGCUAGAAGAGCUGGAGGCAGCAAGACAUCUGCCACAAAUAAUGAGAGGCCAUAUCGCUGCUCUGAAUGUGGGAAGUCAUUCAAAGGUUCAUCAGGACUUAGGUACCACAUGAGAGACCACACUGGGGAGAGACCGUAUCGAUGCACAGAGUGUGGCAAGAGCUUCAAAAGGUCCUCACUGCUCUCCAUACACCAAAGGGUCCACACAGGUGUGCGGGCUUUUCAGUGCCCCUACUGUCCACUGACCUUUAAGUGGAGCUCACACUACCAGUACCAUCUUCGCCAGCACACCGGUGAGCGGCCAUAUGUAUGUCAGGAGUGUGGCAAGUCUUUCAAGAACACCAGCUGUCUCCGUCGCCACAGUCAGCUCCAUUCUGGUCUACGUCCACACGCUUGCUCUGUGUGUGGUAAGGCUUUCUCUCAAACCUCCAACCUCAAACAGCACGAACGGACACACUCUGGAGAAAGGCCCUUUCAAUGCUCUCAGUGCCACAAGAGCUUCACCCACUCAUCCAAUCUGCAGCUGCACCUACGCACACACUCCUCGCGCAAGGACUUCAAGUGCCAACACUGCGGAAAAGAGUUUGUCAUGCUCUCCUACCUGCAGAGGCACUUGAGAACUCACAGUUCUGGGGGUGCAGUAGCAUGUGCGAAGGAAGCAGGAAAGGUGGCUAAAGGUAGUGGGGCUUCAGAGACAGCAACGCUAAAUUUAAACCUGAAUGUACCUGGAGGGCUUACCUCCUUGUUUCCCACUGAUGGCAAUUCCACAUUGAUUCUUUCACCCCCAAAUCUUGACAUACCUCCAAACACGUCCCAGAAUUAUUUUAUGAUCCAGACGACUUCAGGGUUGCAACUGAUCCCACUAUCCAAUCCCACACCAACACAGCCUGCCCCUCCUCCUCCACCCCCUCCUCCCCCACCACCUCCACAGACACAGAAUUUCCUGCUGCUUCAGUGCCAGUCCAACAAUGGAAACCAGCCUAGUCUUAUCCUGGUUCCCACAGCAUCCAGUACAAACACUCUUCCCACCCCUUCAGAACCACAGACCCUCCCCUUGGUGCAGACCAUUCCAGCAAUGCCCCAGGUUCUGGCAGCACCCCAAACUCAAAUCCAGCAAUUUCAACCAGUUCAGACACAGCAGAGAUUUAUUUUGACUAAUAAUAAUGCUUCCCUCAUUACUGCCCAGCCUCAAAGCACAUCGACGAUUGCUCGUCCUAUUUUAGGCAGCCUCGGUCGUAGUCGGAAAGGAGGAACCAGACGUGGACGGAAGCCUAAAGCUGCUACCCAAAACCCCCCCCCUACAGUUCAGACCACACCAGUUAAGCAACCGUUUAUGUUAUCAGCUGCAACUUCCAUAUCAACCACAAUAUCCAGUGCCACUUCUGCUGCUUCUUCAAAGACAGAGUUCCCACGGCUUAAUGCUGAUGAUCCACAGGCUGUGUCACCUUUUAGCACUAGCCAAGUACCUGGAAGCUCUUCAGUUCCUGCAGUUAGCAUUAUGUCAGUGAUGCCAAACUCCACACUAAUAAACAGUUCCCCCAUGUUGACCAGUGAUCCUGAGAGUGUUCCAAUCGAAGAGAAAGCUGUCGAAGAAAUCUCAAGGGAGCACUUUGUUCUGUGCCUAAAGAAAGAAAUGGAGAAUGGAGGACAGGGGGAUGAGAUGGAGGUGAAGGUGGAGAUGGAGGGAGGGAAUGAUGCAGGGCAGUCUUAUGUAUUGCAGAUUGAAGGUGAGGGCCAGCAAGAAGGGGUAGGGAAUAGUGGAGGAGAGAAGUCAUAUGUCCUCCGGUUUCAGACAGAGGGAGAAUGUGAAGGACAUGCAGGAAAAGAGAAGACAGAAAUGGUCUCUCUUAACUUACUCCAAGAGUGGACCGGACAGAGUGAGGGGCAUGGAACUGCAGAUGCUGAGGGAAGUGUUGAAGUAGAAAAGUCCUUUGUGCUUCAUUUCCAAACAGAGCCUCAGAGUGAGGAGGACAUUCAGCCAAACUCAGGCUUUAUAGGCCCAGGUGAGGAUCUCAGACUUUCUUGCCAUCCGGGUCAAGCCUUGGUGCCUCUGGAAGGGCAGGAUGUGGUAUUUGAGCUCGGUGAAGAGACAAAAAUGGAUGGAAGCACAGGUCCAGGGGACAGUGUUCAAAUGAUUGCACUGAUAGAAGGUGAGGGCAACGGUUCUGGGCCAAGGGGCAGUUUUAAAGGUGCUGUUGGGGCAAACUCUGGGCAAAUGGAGGGAAUCUUCCAGUUAGAGGGGGGAGAAGGCAUUGUUAUAAUUGAAGUUAGCACCAGCAGUUUGAGAGAGGGUGGCAUAGAGGCAGCAGAUGUAGGACAUACUUUAGCGGAAGGAACUGAGGAAAAACAAGCUAAUGAUGUACAAGAGGCACGAGAGGAAGUAAUGUCAGAAGAGUCAAAACUUGUUGAGGCUGAGAGCAUAUCAUCGUCAGAGAUGGGACUGAUUGGAACUUAGGGUUAAGUAUAGAGAACUCUAAUAGUCAAUCUGACUGGCUUUAACACAAAUCACACCUCAUGACACGGUUUUAAAUGCAAAAUGGCACAUUGCUUACCCCAUAUCCAAACCGGAUUAAUUUCAAGUAAUGGUUCUGUUAUUCUAAAGUGUUCCUUUUGGACUUAAAUGUUUUUAGAGAUUAGGAAGCUGACAACAACAUUGUAGCUGUAGGACCAACAAAGGACCUAUGUUGAAUCUUACAUAAAUCAUUCGAGACCUGUUUGCUCAUUACAUAAACUCCUUAGAACACCACAGUGUCUUCUUCCUAAGCUGUUGUCACCCCCCCCCCCCCCCCCCCAAGACUGCACUUUGUGGGGAUAAAGCAUAUUGCUUGUAGUUACAGUUGUUCACCUGGCCCCUACAGGGAGCUAUUUCACAAACCACAAUCAUGAAUACAACCCAGCCAAAAAGCAGUGGUUUCUAAAUGAAGGAAAUCCCUGGUACUCUUCCACAUCCAGGGUGCACUGAAAAGAGAAUUUAUAAACUAAUAUGAACUAUAUUCAGCUAUGCUGUCAUGUUGACAGUGACUGUACAAAGUGAACUUUUGUAAAUAUGUC